Messenger RNA from Meloidogyne enterolobii, 2925 nucleotides. The record is from the annotation of a GenBank genome assembly. Lineage: Eukaryota; Metazoa; Nematoda; Chromadorea; Rhabditida; Meloidogynidae.
UUUUACCGGUACUGUACACCUUUUGUCACAUGACCUAAUUUAUGUUUACCGUUAUACUCACUUUCUGCCAUAGUACCAUUUUGUCGUGUACCAUUUUUGUUUUAUCAUUUUCAUUUCUUAUCCAAUCCAAUUUUCUAUCAUUUUCGUGUUUCAUUUUUUAUUUCGAUCCGCUUUUCGUUUUCAUUUUUUAAAUGCGGAAGGGCUGCAACUUUGGGACACGCCCAAAACGUCGCUCGGCCAUAACAUGCUUUAAGAUGUUCUAAUCUUACCAAAAUUUAGUGUUUAACGAUUCCUCUAACCGAGAUAAGGAGAUUGGUACCAAAAUUGAUAAGGGUCAGACAUUUUUCAUCAAGUUAUGGUUUUCGCCGUUAUGGCCGCGCGCCGUUUAGGGCUGUACCCUGCAGCUUUGCAUAUUCCACUUGCUUCAAUAUUCAAAUUUUAGUUGCAAUUUUGGUUCUGUUAUGAUACAACAUUCCUGAUACCAAGCUCUAGUUAACAACAAAUAUAUUGCAAUGUCAACUCGACAAAUAUAUUUUCUCUUGCCUUUUACAAAUUUCACAAGAACUUCAACAUUUUGUUCACAAGCUCUAGUUAACAACAAAUUUCAAUCAAAAGACGAAAACAAAAUUGUAGAACACUUUGGUGGAUUAAAAAGAGAAGAUGACUGGCUCAAGACAGCCGAAAAAUUUGUGGAAAACUGGUCUGUUCUUCGUUGGCCUAGACAUGGUUGUGGUGGGAGAAGUUAUGCUUUGAUUGGAACUCUUGCUGAUAUGGAACGUGCAUUAUUGGACUAUGCGUUUAAUUUUGUUUGGAAACAGCUUCAAUUGGAUGAUAAUGUUAAGAAUGUGGAGAUGGUUAAUGUCGAGGAUAUUCUACCUGUUUCUACAACAAGAGCUUGUGGUGUACCUUUUCAAACUGGCCAAAACCCAAUGCAAUAUCGAAUUUUUUAUGUUGAUGAUAUCUACAAUUCUAGUCAAAAACAAAUUCAAUUAUCUGAUGAUUUAGACUUCUGUCUUUCUGGAACAGCAGAAAUGGGAAUUGCAAAUCAACUUAGAAACCGUGUUUUUCAACAAGAUCAAUUGCCAACAUAUUUUUUAUCAGAAAGUACCUGUUUUCGUCCUGAAAUUUCUAAAGGAGGCUUGGAAUGUGGUCUAUACAGAGUUCAUCAAUUUAAAAAGGUUGAAAUGUUUGUUGUCUGUACUGAAAAACAAAGUUCGGAUGAAUUGCAGCGGAUUGUAAAAAUUCAAAAAAAUUUAUUUUCUUCUCUGGGGCUUCAUUGUCGUCUUUUGGAUAUGUGUCAAGAAGAGUGUGGUAACUCAGCUUCUCAAAAAUUUGAUAUAGAGACGUGGAUGCCUGGCAGGAAGCAAUGGGGAGAGUUAUCUAGUGCUAGCAAUUGUACUGAUUAUCAAUCUCGAAGGCUUAAAAUUUCUUAUAGAUCUGACAGUUCUCCAAAUAAUACUUCUCUGCAUUAUUGUCACACUUGCAACGGCACUGGAAUUGCCUCGACUCGACUCAUUAUUGCACUUUUAGAAUCAUCUCAAUUGUCACCGUGUCAUCUUCAACUACAUGAAUUAAUCAAAAAGAUGCUUCCUGUUGAAAGAAGUUCUGUUUUAAAAUGUGGAAAGGCCAAAGCAAUUGAUUAUUUUGUUGAUAAUGGCGUUUGUUAAAUAAUUUUUUGUCCAUACUAUGGAUGGGUCUGAAAAAAAUCGAGUCGGAUUUUGUUCGAAAAAAGUCCGGGUUUAGGUUCAGGUAACCCGACCCAUCCUUCAUCCAUUUUUUUUUGUUUUUAUUAGAAGAAUCUAGCUGCGUGUUAGGAAUUUUUGGGAAAUUUUCUUGCGGACAUUUUUGAAAUUAAUUUCAUACCCCUCAGCAGUGGGGGAGGGGAGGGUGGGUAGGUAAUGGACAUUUUGUGGCUCCGGUUCCUACUCUUCAAAUUUUUUCUAGGCUAAGGUCAUUUUAAAAUCUUAGCUCCGCUGGAGCUAGCUCCUGAAGGCAUACCCAGCAUUUCUCCUGACUCCUCACAAUCAAUCAAAUUUCUAAACUUUUAUAUUUAUAGUGGAUUUAAUAAUUCAACACCAAAAAUUUCUUCUCAAAUAGCAACGAAAAAUAAAACUAUUUUUCACGGAGGAUUUAAAUAUUAUCACAAAGAGGGUAAUAUAUUUCGUUGCGAAUUGAAUCAAAAAAAACAAAUCCGUUGCAACGGAAAUUUGAAGAUCAAAUAUAAUAAAAUUAUUAGAGUAAAACCACACAAUGAUGAGUGCAUUAAGAAUAAGUUAGUACUUUUCACUCCACGCAAGUGAAUAAAUCCAAAUUCUGUUUUUAAUGAUUUUUUAAGAUAAUCCUUUUAGAAAACCUUUUCAACGUCCAAUAAGAUAUCAGCAACAAGCAUUGCUAUAUGUGUAUUUUCCAGUGCAUUUUUUGCAUCCCAUUUCGGCCAUUCAUCAAAAGAACCAUGUGUACAAGCAUCGAUCUUAAAUUUCAGAUUUUUAAAUGAAUUACAAAAUUUUUAUGAAAUUUUCACUUUUCGGGAUUUUUAGGAUACCUUUUCUAAAUUAAUUUAUUUGUAGGAUCAAGAACAAGAAUUGCUGGAUGUGCUUUAUGAUCCAACAUUUCCUGCAAUUCACUCAAAAAGUGGAAAAUUUGUUCCACCUGAGAAACUUUUAUCACCGCUUGGAUCUUUUGCUUUUUUUUCUUCUAUUUCUGUUGUUCCUGCCGCUGCGUCACCUAUAGCUUCACCAUCUCAAAUCUUCAUAUUCAAGAUAUUUCUAAAUCAAAAGCACCUCCAACUGCUCAGUAAAUAUUUUAAUUUUUUGUCUGAACCGGAGAUGAAGAUUUGAGAUGGUGUAGCUAUAGGUGACGCAGCGGCAGGAACAACAGAAAUAGAAGAAGAAAAAGCAAAAGAUCCAAGCGGUGAUAAAAGUUUCU